GCAGAUAGGAGGCUUCAUGCACGGUGUUUUUAAGGUUAUUUUGUGUAUUAUGUGGUAAAGUAGCGCAAAAGAAAUUGUAUAGAACCAUGCUCAUAUUGGUUUCCAACAAUGCUGCGUCUACGUUUUUAAACCUGGUCGCUUAUCUCGUGUUUGUCCUUUAGCACAUCAAUGUUCUUCGAGCAGACGUGCUUGCGUGUGUAGGUCCGGUAGGUCGUGUCAAUGGCGUCAGUGAACAACACAAGGAUUUCCUUCUCGAAUUCAACACCAGAGCAAAUUCGAAGAGCUAGAAAAAGACAGCCAGCAGUUCUAAACGGAAUCAACAGCUCAUAUGAAGACAGGAACAGCGAUUACUUGUGCCCAAUAUGCUUCGAUGUUAUUGAAGAAGCCCACAUGACACCUUGUGGACACACUUUUUGCUACAAGUGCAUCACAACAGGCCUGGAAUACAGUAACCGAUGUCCAAAGUGUAAUUUUGUGAUUGAGAAGAAGGAGCAGAUCUACCCAAACUUUCUGUUGAAUGAGCUUAUUACAAAGUAUAAGCAAAAGGCGGCUGACAAGAGGCUGAAGUUGCAGGGCGAGUCUGACAGCAUGAAUUUGAAUGAUGUCUACAAUAUGCUGGAUGUUCUUUCAAAGAAGAAGCAGCAGCUGGAAGCUGAUUGUAAAGCAGCUCAAGCACAACUUCUGAGAGAGUUUCUACAGCAAGUUCGCAAGCACAAGCAAGAGCAAAUGCACCAGCUUACCUCCGAGCUAAGCUUCAUUGAUCAAGACCUGAAACGUGUUGAGGUAAUUUGA
Molecule: messenger RNA, 792 nt
Organism: Dermacentor silvarum
Lineage: Eukaryota; Metazoa; Arthropoda; Arachnida; Ixodida; Ixodidae
Product: E3 ubiquitin-protein ligase COP1-like
Exons: 7
Coding region: 220-792 (190 amino acids)
Biological process (GO): proteasome-mediated ubiquitin-dependent protein catabolic process
Molecular function (GO): ubiquitin protein ligase activity
Source: RefSeq, a predicted model, not a curated record